Messenger RNA from Caenorhabditis elegans, 352 nucleotides. RefSeq names its product FIP (Fungus-Induced Protein) Related (gene C01G10.15). NCBI's taxonomy places the organism in Eukaryota, Metazoa, Nematoda, Chromadorea, Rhabditida, Rhabditidae. The record is from RefSeq and is marked reviewed.
UCUCCUAGAAAAUGAGAUUCCUUACACUGAUCGCCACUCUUCUCGUGCUUUUCUCCACUGCCAACGCUUAUUAUCUCUACUAUUACUACCCGAACAACGGUUACAACAACAAUAACAAUAACGGAUACACGACUUAUUACUACUACCCGAAUAAUAAUAAUAAUAACAAUAAUGGUCAAACUUAUUACUAUUACGAUAACAAUGGAUACAAUAAUGGUUGCUCCGGCUGCAGUAACAAUAAUGGAUACACUUACUACUACCCGAGCAACAGCAAUGGAUACACUACUUAUUACUUGACUUAUGGAAAGAAGUGAUUUGUCUGAAUUUGAACAAAUAAAGAAAUUUUAAAAUU